AUGACAUUACUUCUGGGACCUCCAAGCUCUGGGAACACUACAUUGCUGAAGGCACUUACUGGAAAGUUGGAGGAAGAUCUUAGGACAUUAGAUAACAGGAAAAAUCACUUGCUGUGGGCUUGUGGCCUCGAAUUGAGGAAAUUCAUUCCUCAGAGAACUUGUGCUUACAUUAGCCAGCAUGAUCUUCAUCAUGGUGAAAUGACCAUUAGGGAAACAUUGGAUUUUUCGGGGCGUUGUUUUGGAGUUGGUGCAAGAUAUGAACUGCUUGCCGAAUUGUCAAGGAGAGAAAAAGGUGCCGGAAUUAAGACAGAUCCUGAGAUUGACGCAUUUAUGAAAGCCAUUGCAAUUGCUGGCCAAAAGACUAGUGUGAUAAUUGGACUGGAUAUUUGUGCUGAUACAAUGGUGGGAGAUGAAAUGAGAAGGGGUAUUUCUGGAGGACAGAAGAAGCGUGUAACGACUGGAGAAAUGUUGAUCAGCCCUGCAAAUGUUUUCUAUAUGGACGAAAUCUCAACUGAAGGACAAAUUGUCUAUCAAGGUCCUCAUGAGCAAGUUCUCGAUUUUUUUGGGAGCGUGGGAUUCAAAUGUCCCGAAAGGAAAGGAGUUGCAGAUUUUCUGCAAGAGAAACUUUCCAGUGAACUCAGAGGCCCCUGUGACAAGAGUGAAGCCCAUCCUGCCGCAUUGGUGAAGGAGAAGUAUGGUAUCUCGAACAAAGAUCAUUUCAAGGCUUGUUUGGCAAUGGAGUGGUUAUUGAUGAAACGCAACUCAUUUGUGUACAUUUUCAAGACUACACAAAUUACAAUUAUAGCUCUAUUUACUUUCACUGUGUUCUUCGGAACCCAGAUGAAGCGUGGAGAGAUAGAUGAUGGGGGAAUAUGGAUCAUUCUCACAUAUUACACAGUUGGAUUUGCUCCCGCUGCUAGCAGAUGGCCUUGGGUCUCUUCCGUUUCAUUGCAGCCCUUGGAAGAACACAAGUUGUUGCAAAUACUUAAGAACCUUCCCCGUUGUUGGUUUUUGUCCUUGGUGGAUUUAUCAUUGCCAAAGACAAAAUGCAAUCGUUCUAGUGGAGUUUCUUCACCAAAGAUGGUCCACAAAGGUGAAAGUAAGAAAAAUAAGCUGCCAUUCUCUAAUGGGAAGGUGGCCACAGAAAGGAGCUCAGCCUCUACAGGGAAUAACACUCCCGAACAAGAAAAUGUAGACAGUUCAGUUAGUGCAACUAAUAAACGAGGAAUGGUGCUUCCAUUCAUGCCCUUAUCACUUUCAUUCAAUCACGUAAAUUACUAUGUUCAUAUGCCAGCAGAAAUGAAACGCCAAGGAGUUGAGGAGACGAGGCUCCAAUUGUUGUGA
Messenger RNA from Fraxinus pennsylvanica, 1344 nucleotides. NCBI's taxonomy places the organism in Eukaryota, Viridiplantae, Streptophyta, Magnoliopsida, Lamiales, Oleaceae. The record is from the annotation of a GenBank genome assembly.